GGUAACUUCAUGUUUUGUACUUCUCAUUUUUCUCUUCGUUAACUAAUUGAGAAUGUGUAAGAUCUAGUUUGAUUUCAAUAUCAUUUGGUGAUUUAAUAGUGUCUGUGCAAUUAAGAAAAACAGAGGUGAACAUGAGAUCCAACUUGGGUCAUUAAAGGCUACGAAUAUAGAAAAGUAGCAGAAACAAAACUUCCAAGGGAAAUAGAAAGAGAAAGAGAGUGGUUUAGUAGGCAUUUCAGAUCAGCAGCAGCGCUGAUCAGCAGUGGGGGCGUUGACGACAAAGGCAAAAAUGUCACGACUUCACGAAAUAGGCAAAUAACUAGUGGAGUGAGUAGUAAUACGAGGUCGUAAAACGUUUUACUAUCUCUCAUUAGCGAGAGAUAGUCAACGUCUGGCGAACGGCUGUCUUUUGGUGAUCCAUUUUAUUAAAUUCAAAACAAAUAUGGUUUCUACACGUCAGUCAAGUAAUAGUAAUACAAAUAGUGAUGGAUCUAUAUUUGUGGAACUUGGUAAAAACUUUGAUGCAGGACCAUCAGGUACACGGAGAAAUCAACAGCAGAAUACUGGUUUAUCAACUAAUGUAACAGUUGCAUCUCCAGGGGAACACAGUUCUUAUAUAAAUUUGUUAGAUUUACCCGUAGAAAUUUUACAAAAAAUUUUAGGCUAUUUAGAUUAUAAUACAAUUGCUCAUUUACGUCCAGUAUGUCAUCAAAUGGAUAAAGUUUGUGGCUCUAUUUUAAAUUCAACAUUUCAACGUUUACAGACACAAAUGCUUAGUCGCUUUCAAGCUAUAAAAGCACAAAUGCCAAGAAGAGAAUCAGCUAGACGUAACCAUCCAUUAGCUUGUGAAUCAGAUAUUAUUGAAACCUUGCACAUGCGACUUACUCUUUUACAAAUGAGCUUUGGAAAACAUAUCGAACGAAAACAUUGUUGCUUUUUUCCUGGCGAAUUAUUGAAUGAAGUAUACCGAAUUUUGCAUUAUAUUAAAGUGACGCCGAAACUCGCUCGGCCCUACAAAGUAACGGAUGAACUGUUUGAUUUGAGUACAAUGGCUAUGGAAUAUUUUAAAGAUUGUAUCGAGCCAAAGCUUCCUGAAAUACCUUAUUUUGGUGCUGAAUUUUUAGAUUUAGCAGGAACAUUCUCUUCUUCUUCGGCUGUGAAUAAAUUUUCUCUGUGCCUGGAUACAGCACCAUUGAGCGUAUCAGAAGGAAAGGUACGUGGCAGCGGUAGUGAAGGUUCGCCCCUACGUUCUGGAAACGAUGAACCAGGUGGCAGUUGCACCAGUCACGGAUUGGAUGCAAGUGUAGCAGCUUCAGUUUCACGGCCUCAGUCUAACAUGGUAUUGCGUAAACGCAUACGCAAGAUUAAACAGGGCAUGAAGCGUUAUAACAGUCAACUAAGUCUUAUGCGUCGGGAUCUCAGAAACUGUAAAGCAAAAAUAGCCGAACAACAAAAGCAGAUCGUUGAAUAUGCGACAAGGCUCGAUGAUAAUGACAAGAAAAAUGAUGAGACCUCCAGGAAAUUCAGUACUCUUCUACAGGUAUUUACAAAGGAGUUAAACAAGUGUAAAACAGAAUUACAAUAUUGGCGAUCAAAGUCGCCAGCAAUACCUGUAUGUUUUGGUUGUGGGCAGUCGAUACCAGUACCCACAGAAGAUCUGCAGGCUUUAACAAAUCAAGGUGUACUGUCUAAUGUCGAAGCAAGCAUUAAUGAAGGUUUAGACUUCAUUCCUAUAGCUGACAUGCCCGUGCAUAGUCCCACAGAACGAGAAAUAGAUACAAUGGUAAGCAAUCAGCCAGCAACACAACAGCAGCAACAAUCAACACAUCAACAACCUCAAUCUAGUAGUAGUGCAGCAUCAUCAUUAGAGCCAAUGGCAGCACCAAUCUCCUUGCCUUUGAUCUCUUCGAAAAGAAAGUCCAAUUCGUUAUGUUUGGAAGAAGACGCCUCAAAGAAGCCGCGACGUGCUCUUAAGUCUCGUCAAGCUAAACGUUCAAAAAUUUAAAUGAUCCUCUAUUCUAUUUUAUGGUUUCAAUCUUCUUCUACUCUGUAUAAUCUAUAUUUCUUCAUCUCUCUUUCUUAAACCACACUAUCUACUACUGUAUUUUCUUUAUCCCGUUAUAUUUUACAAACACCGCGCGUGUACACACAAUAAAAACAAAAAUGUAACAAACACUAACAGACGCAACAAAGACUAUAUUUUUAAUGAAUUGUUUUCUUUUCGGGAACUAAUGUGAUUAAAGUAAAAUAUUACGGUAAUUAUAGAAUUUGAGUAUUUGGAAGUCUAAAGUUUCAAUCUACUUUCGUAUUCGUUUACCGUGAUAGACUUACUUUUUCACAUGUACUACUCACUACCUCUCAUCCCUUCUCACUUCUGUGCCUCUUGUUGAGGCGCGCUAUCUAACUUCUGUCUCAAAAAAAUUCUCACAUGAAUUGUCGGCAGUUUUUUAUUGCGUUUAUUCACGGCAAUGAGCGGAUGAUCUUAAAAGAGUACAAAAUUUUUCCCGAUCAUCAAUUAUAUUUUCACACAAUGAAAUUUUUAUCCGGAUUAAUUUCUGGCACUCGUGUGCGUCUGUGCGUGUACAGAACGUAUCGCAUCUGAGUUUCAGAAAUCAUUUUGUCGAAUUAUAAAUAGUAGAUUAGAAGAUAAGACAAUUUGUAUAUUGUGUGCCUUCGGCAUUCAACAUGUAACUUUGUAUUUGAUAAAAAUGCAAUACUAUUUUUUUUUCUUUUAAU
Ceratosolen solmsi marchali is the source of this 2736-nucleotide messenger RNA. It is a transcript of the gene dmpd, whose product is annotated as F-box protein dampened. Lineage: Eukaryota; Metazoa; Arthropoda; Insecta; Hymenoptera; Agaonidae. The transcript has 6 exons. Gene Ontology annotation, biological process: positive regulation of DNA-templated transcription. Gene Ontology annotation, cellular component: nucleus. The record is from RefSeq and is a predicted model, not a curated record. Bases 443 to 2005 code for a protein of 520 amino acids. Gene Ontology annotation, molecular function: transcription coactivator activity; protein binding.